UUUGAUCCAUUUUGUGGCCCCGGGUGGUGCUGGUGGAGCGCACAGCGGGAGGCGCAUUGUCUGUAUGCAAACUGCACGACAUGGCUAUUGUAUGGGUUUGGGCAUAUAUGGAGGCACCGAUGGCUCGGAGGAUACAGCAAGUCUGAAGUCCCAGGAGUGGAGAGUCGUUGUGCGCGUUUCUCUCCUCUGACUUUCUCCUGUUGUUAACCGCUCUGGUCUGUCACUAUGAGUUGCCUGGAUGUGAUGUACCACCAAAGCUAUGGAGCGCACUACCUCCCUGCAGCUGCGUACAAGGCGACGUACUACAACCACCACCACCAGCAACAACAGAGGAAGCUGAGUGUUUACAGUAAGAUGCAGGAGAGUAUGGAGCAGCAGCAGCAACAAGGCGGAGGAAGAGGGAUGCUUUCCAGGGAUCAGGGUCUCCGGCAGGGCCCUGCAGCACCAGGAACCGAAUCGAGCCGUAGAUCCGCAUCUGAUUCAGAGCUGAAGGAUGCUACUCAACCAGCAGAGGCAGAGUACUUGAGCUCCCGGUGUGUUUUGUUCACCUACUUCCAAGGCGACAUCGGUGAUGUGGUAGAUGAGCACUUCUCCCGGGCUCUCAGCCAGACCAGCAGCUUCACCAGCGAGACCAAACCGAUCAGAGCGACUCAGCCGACUGCUGCCUUAUGGAAAGAUGGUGUUUCUCACUCUGAGAGUCAGAGCAGCUCAGUGUGGAACAGCACCUAUCCAUCCCAAGCCAGUUCUUGCCUCCCAUCAGUCUCUGUCUCAGUCCACCCAGACUUCUCUGCCAGCCCUGUUUCUUUCAACCACCCUGACGGAGCUCUGUGGGCCGACCACAUGCUGUCCCAGGCUAGCCUCCCGCCUCCGGCUGCCCUCCCUGAUAGCUGGACCUACAGCCUGAACCCCCAGAGCCCAAGUGGCUACCCCAAUGUCCACAACGUCUACCAUCCUCACCCUCACCCCCACAUCCACACCCGGCACCACCACCCCAUGCUACACUCAUACCCGACCCACAGCCCAGCACUGGAUCCCAGGUUUAAUCCUCUGCUGCUGCCUGGUAUUAGGAACCAGCCGACCACCAGCACAGGGAGUUCCCCACACAGCGAGGGGGUAAAGACGGAGAUGGACCCCAGCAGCCCCGUCACGGCUACAUCUGUCACAUGGACCCCCUCGGCCCUCCAUGGAUCCCUUGAGGCGUAUGACUCAGCUCUUGAUCAGACCAAAGCAAAGACGUCAGUUUGGUUCUAACUGAUGUACUAAGAAUGAAAAGGAAUAUCAAUUCACACCAAAAAGGACCUAUUUGGCUCUAUCAAUGUAGCCUAUGGCUGCAACACCAGCACUGUAAUGUACCAUGUAGAUGGCUUACUGUAGCUUUGACUUUGAGUCCUGCACUGUCCACCAACUUACCACAGAGUUGAACUCAGGCUUUGGACUUAAAUGAAAUGCUUUGGCUGCAGGUCAAGGCCCUUGAUGAACUAUAAGCACAGACUACUAGCUUUAAGUAUGGAAGGUCUCUUCUUCUCUGUUGGCACAAAUCACCAUUUCUUUUUCAUGCAAUGUGAGACCAAGUGGUUCUGUUUCAAGAGCUUGAUUUUUGAUCCACAUCUUGUUUUGUACAGUAAAUGUUUGUUGAUGACUGUAAAAGUUUUCUUUGUGUUCAGUUUUCCCAUGCUAAGUUGUUGUUUGCUGGAUGACAUCUUCAGUAAUUGUUUGCCUGAAUGCUACUUUACUAUUUUGCCUUUGGGGAUUAUGUAGUGUAAAUAUUGGCACUGUAUGUUUAAGUAAUAAAAUGUUGAACUCUA
Messenger RNA from Micropterus dolomieu (smallmouth bass), 1805 nucleotides. It is a transcript of the gene vgll3, whose product is annotated as vestigial-like family member 3. The record is from RefSeq and is a predicted model, not a curated record. Gene Ontology annotation, cellular component: nucleus. The transcript has 5 exons. Gene Ontology annotation, biological process: regulation of transcription by RNA polymerase II. Bases 226 to 1251 code for a protein of 341 amino acids. NCBI's taxonomy places the organism in Eukaryota, Metazoa, Chordata, Actinopteri, Centrarchiformes, Centrarchidae.